AUGGCCUCGAAAAUAUUGGUCAUUGGUAAUGUGAACGGCCAGAUUCAGGCUGUCUUCUCGAAGCUGGGCGCAUUGCAUGCGAAGAAUAACUUUGCGUUUGCCAUCAUCGUCGGAAACCUAUUCGCCGACUCAUGGGAGUCCGACGGGGCAGGGGCAACCAUCCAGUCGCUCGUCGACAGCAAAAUUGAUGUACCACUGCCGACUUACUUUGCUCUUGGCAGCCGUCCUCUCCCACCACCAGUUGUCGAGAAGCUGCAAUCAUCCAGUGAUGAGCUAUGUCACAAUCUCUUUUUCCUUGGCAAACGGACGACUAUGAAAACUUCAGAGGGCAUCCGCAUCGUUGCUCUAGGCGGGCAGCUGGACUCGAACACCAUCGCUGGCCAGUCCGAAGAGAAAUAUGCUCCGUUCUACGGGGAGACGGACGCGAAGAUUCUGCGUGGAGCAACGACGGCCGACAUUCUGAUUACUAGCGAAUGGCCAGAAGGCAUUCAAAAGCGCUCCAAGGUGGAUUUCAAUCCAGAAAGACAGCCUCUGACUCGACAAUGCAUUGCAGACCUGGACAUUGUGCUGAAGCCUCGAUACCACUUUUCAGCAUCUGGGGAUACAUUCUACGAGCGAGAACCCUUCUUUCAUACGCCAAGUGAAGAGACCGACAAUCUGUACCCGGUCACGCGAUUCAUCAACCUAGCACCGUAUGGCAAUCCAAUCAAGCAAAAGUGGAUAUACGCGUUUUCGCUUGAGCCUUCCGCAAGCCAUCCUGUCUCGCCACCCACUGGAUCUACUGCGUGUCCUCUGACACUGUCAGAGAAAAAGCGAGCUGCAACGGAGCAUCGCGAACAGGCCCUCGUCUACGACGACGGAAGCCGUGGCCGAAAAUCGCACAAGCGGCGCAAAGGCGAGCCUCGAGGACCCAUUUCAGCAUCAGAGUGCUUCUUCUGUCUUGCGAAUGAGAAUAUUGCAACGCAUCUAGUGACCUCGAUCGGCGAUAACUCCUACAUAACCACAGCUAAAGGGCCUUUGCCAACAUCGCAAACCUUUCCCAAAUUGGGCUUUCCAUGCCACAUGCUUAUCAUACCGUUUAUCCACCAACCGACACUUGGCUCUAUGGAAGAAGAAGAGCGCCGUGCUACAUAUGCGGAAAUGCAAAGAUAUCGUGGUGCUAUGGAUAGUAUGCUCAAGUCUGUGACCGGCGUAGAAUACGGCUCCGUCACAUGGGAAGUCAGCAAAUCCAGCUUACCACAUACGCAUUGGCAGUACUUGCCCGUGACGGCAGACCUCAUCCAAAAAGGGCUGGUGGAAGCGGCCUUCAAAGCGUUAGCGGAGAACUUGCACUGGCCAAAAUUUACGAAAGAAGAUGUCGGCGACGGGUUCGACGAGACGAGCGACUUCUUCAGGGUCCUGGUGUGGGAUCCCAAUGAUGAUGCCGGGGAGCCGACGAGUUACAUUAUGCGCUUUGAUGAGAAGAUCCGAUUCCACAACCAAUUCGGUCGAGAAGUGCUGGCGAAACUAUUGCGACUUGAUCGGAGGAUUGACUGGCGCGAUUGUGGACAGACGCAAGUCCAGGAAGAGCAGGAUGUGGAGAAGUUCAAGGAGGCGUUCAGAAAGUUCGAUUUCGCUGCAUGA
Molecule: messenger RNA, 1623 nt
Organism: Cucurbitaria berberidis CBS 394.84
Lineage: Eukaryota; Fungi; Ascomycota; Dothideomycetes; Pleosporales; Cucurbitariaceae
Product: CwfJ domain-containing protein
Exons: 2
Coding region: 1-1623 (540 amino acids)
Biological process (GO): mRNA splicing, via spliceosome
Cellular component (GO): post-mRNA release spliceosomal complex
Molecular function (GO): RNA lariat debranching enzyme activator activity
Source: RefSeq, a predicted model, not a curated record